Molecule: messenger RNA, 397 nt
Organism: Tinamus guttatus (white-throated tinamou)
Lineage: Eukaryota; Metazoa; Chordata; Aves; Tinamiformes; Tinamidae
Source: RefSeq, a predicted model, not a curated record
GAUUCUCUAAUGAUCUUGCUUCACCAUGGCAACCAAUAUGGAGGUGCUGGCUCAGCAGGUAGUGGAGACACAGCAGGUGGCUGAGGUGCAGACUGUUCAGACUUCAUUAUCUGAAUCUCCAGGGAUGACCAGCCCUUCCCAACGUAUCCAGAUUAUUUCCACAGAUUCCUCUGUAGCUUCACCACAGCGCAUUCAGAUUGUGACAGAUCAGCAAACAGGGCAAAAAAUACAAAUUGUGACAGCAGUGGAUUCAUCUGUAUCUCCAAAGCAACAGUUUAUUUUAGCUAGUCCAGAUGGAACUGGUGCAGGAAAGGUGAUACUGGCAGCUCCUGAGACAUCUAAUGCCAAGCAGCUUAUCUUUACCACCACAGACAACAUUGUGCCAGGCAGAAUUCAG